Messenger RNA from Schistocerca cancellata (South American locust), 1891 nucleotides. Its product is annotated as RUS family member 1. The record is from RefSeq and is a predicted model, not a curated record. Lineage: Eukaryota; Metazoa; Arthropoda; Insecta; Orthoptera; Acrididae. Bases 455 to 1882 code for a protein of 475 amino acids. The transcript has 9 exons.
CGUUUGAAUUUGUGAUUGCUUGUCGAGGUUUGGCAAGCUUGUGGACGCGGUAUGAAAGGAAUAAUGACCACCGAUCAAAUAAGAACUGAAUUACCUGCGUACACAAAACAAGUGACUUGCUGCCAGUUGUGUCUACAUUCCCAUUGAUUAUGUAUCACAAUAUAUUCUGAAGGCGUGUUAGCAUUUACUAAUGUCUCCUCUACAGAGUGUGUCUGUUUAAGGCUAAAAGUUACCUUCCUGUAAUUUUUUUUAAUAAUGGUGGCUAAAUAGUGCUACAAGCAAAAAUAAAAGUAGCCCCCUUGGUGUGUGACAGGUGUGAGUUCUUUGCCUGUGUUAUGUUGUCGCCAUACGUAAACACGUAGCAGCGUGCUCAGUGUUUUGAUGAUGUGGAUACCGACUGUUUUCCUUUGAUGUUUGAAGUGUAGUUAAUAAAUUGCCCAUCCUGCUCAUUGCCAUGCCCGAGGAGGUUUUGCUGCGAGAAAAGUACGGUCCCUUCGGCCGAGAAAAAAUUUACGUUAAACCAGAAUUUCGGGACGACAUUGUUUGUGUGGAAUCAUCAGUUUCUUAUACUCACACAUAUCGUGUCCGUCUCUUGGAGUUCCUACGCCAAGUGUUUCUGCCACAAGGCUACCCUGAUAGUGUUAGCAGUGACUACUUCAACUACCAGAUAUGGGAUACAGUUCAGGCCUUCUGCAGCACACUGACAGGUACUUUGGCAGCACGUGCCAUCAUGGCUGGUAUUGGGGUUGGUAGUGCUGAUGCAACACCACUGGCAGCUGCCAUAACCUGGAUAUUUAAAGAUGGCACUGGUAUGGUUGGAAGUAUAUGUUUCGCAUGGUGGAAGGGGACCUCACUGGACGCAGACUGCAAAAAAUGGAGACUAACAGCUGAUGUCCUGAAUGAUGUUGCAUUUUGUCUUGAACUACUUUUGCCAUUCUUCAGAAAUUGGUCCACACUUGUUCUGUGUGUAUCCACAACCUUGAAAGCAGUUGUAGGUGUUGCAGGAGGUGCAACAAGGGCAGCCAUUACACAACAUCAGGCUAUACGUGAUAAUAUGGCAGAUGUCUCAGCCAAAGAUGGAAGUCAGGAGAGGUUUGUGAACCUCACUGCAUGUCUUGUUGGUAUCUUUUUACUUUCAACAAUACCAGAAGGCUGGUUUGUGUGGGUGAUGUUUGCUCUCUUAACCAUCAUCCACAUUUAUGCUAACUUCAAAGCUGUACAGUCCCUGACACUGACAACACUGAACCAUACCAGAUAUUGCAUCAUUCUUGAUACGUUGAAAGAAGAGGGUAAUAAAUUUAUUAUUGACUCGCCCAAAAAUGUCAACAGACGGGAACUUAGCUUUUCUAUUAAUGAACAGUACAUCUGUGGAUUCAAGAUAAUUCUUGGUGCAUCUUUAAGCACUUUGGUAGCUAGAAAGAUAGUGACUUAUGAGAAAAUAAAGUUGCUGCAAGAUCUUUUCCAUGGUAAAAAGUACAUGUUGAUUCCAGAUUUAGACUCCAGAACAGUCAGUGUUGUCUUCAAGCCAAAAGAAAAACCAUGUGAUGUAAUAGAGGCAUUUUUUCAUGCAAAUUUGCUAACUUGUAUGGUUGAUGUUAAUUAUGAUAAUGUGCCUCCUCAUGGAAUGAUUCCCAGAAAGAAUAAAAGGCCACUUGGUUACCUCUUUACUUCACCUAAUCCUGAUUCACAUCAGUUCACGGCAGCAGCCAUUGAGAAGCUUAAUGAAACCCAUAGUGAAAAAUUUGCCCAAUUUUUAAAAGCACUCCAUGCUUCAGGCUGGACCACAACUAACCACCACUUGAUUGUAGAUGAAUGGAGAGUUCAGUGGACAAAUAGCAAGGAUAAUGAAACUAUUUGGGAUAAAUCCUCUAAAGAUGACUGAAAUUAAAAA